Hordeum vulgare subsp. vulgare (domesticated barley) is the source of this 2477-nucleotide messenger RNA. RefSeq names its product putative glucose-6-phosphate 1-epimerase. Gene Ontology annotation, molecular function: carbohydrate binding; isomerase activity. The coding region runs from base 1218 to 2141 and encodes 307 amino acids. Lineage: Eukaryota; Viridiplantae; Streptophyta; Magnoliopsida; Poales; Poaceae. The record is from RefSeq and is a predicted model, not a curated record. The transcript is spliced from 11 exons. Gene Ontology annotation, biological process: carbohydrate metabolic process.
GAACAUGCAAGGGCUCCAGGAGUCCAGGAUAUGGAGAGUGUUCAGCCUUGUUGAGCUGGCACACAGGACAAGUUUUCACAAACUCAAUUACAUCCUGCUUCAUACCGUGUCAAUGGAACACCAAUUGAACUCUCUGAUAAGUAGCUUUUUCUCGAGAGUGCCCUUCCAAUUCAGAGUUACGAAAAGUCUAGUAUUUCUUGUCUGAGAGAAGUACCAGUUCCAGUUACCACCUUAUGAAAUCUCAGUAUUCCAUUUUUGAAAGUGUAAGCAGAAGUGCUGUCCUUCUCCACAGUGCAAGCAACAUUUAACUCCUUUAUCUUAUUAUCCUGGCUGUAGCUUUUGAUUACUUCUUUAACCCAUGUAGGCACAACAGCAGUAGCAGUGAGUAUAGAAACCAUGUGUUUAGCUCUUGAUAAGGCAUCAACAGCCCAAUAACUUCAACAACAAUUUAUGCUGAAUGCCUUCUGUGAUCUUCUACUCCUCUAUAUACUUGAGGCUCUCCUGAUCAGUUCUUAUGACCAGAGCAGUAGCUAAGUAGUUUUUCCAUUUUUUUACAGCUUCAAUGAUUGCCAAAGCUUCUUUGUCAUAUGUAGACAUAGCAGCUGCCUUGGGCCCAAUGGACUUACUGAAGUAAGAGAUUGGCCUACCCUCCUGCAUCAACACAGCUCCCAGAGCAUAUCCACAAGCAUCAGCCUCCAAAAUGAAGGGCCUGGUGAAGUCAGGGAGGGCUAGUACUGAGCCGGAUGUGUUGCUGAGACUGCCUGCUCUUCGCGGGCAACACCGACGGCACCAUCGAUCCUUCCGAGCGCUUCAAGGUGCAAUGGUGCGUGCAGGGAGAAGCUCAACUCCAUGGACCUGCUGCAGUACAUGGCGCCGGUGGCCGUGGUGCUGCUGGUGCCGGCAACGUUGAUGAUGGAGCCGGACGCGCUCGGCGCGGCGGCGGCGCUCGCCUGGGAGGACCCCAGCUUCGUGUGGAUGCUGAUCGGCAACUCCUCGCUGGUCUACCUGGUGAACCCGACCAACUUCCUCGUCACCAAGCACACCAGCCCGCUCACCCUCCAGGUCCUCAGGAACGCGAAAGGGGCGGUCGCCGUCGUGGUCUCCAUCAUAUUCAAGAACUCGGUGACCGUCAUGGGGAUGCUGGGCUACGGGGUGACCAUCGCCGGCGUGGUCCUGUACGGCGAGGCCAAGAAGAGGAGCAAGUGAACUGCACCGGCAUGGGGAACAAGACCUCAGAAGAUAUGCUGACUGUCAUAAUGAUCUUUCGCUGGAGCUCUGGCAGAGUCCUGAUGAUCCGUCUUUUUGGAGGUCAAGUAACUUCAUGGAAGAAUGACUAUGGCGAGGAGUUGCUUUUUGUUAGCAGCAAGGCUAAUUUCAAGCCCCCAAAAGCGUUUCAUGGUGGGAUACCCAUUUGCUUUCCCCAGUUUGGAACUCAGGGAAAUCUUGAGCAACAUGGAUUUGCAAGAAAUCGGCUUUGGGCUAUUGAUGAUAACCCACCCCCUUUACCAGUAAAUCCUGCAAUUAAAGCUUUUGUUGAUCUUAUUCUGAAGCCUAGUGAAGAUGAUUUAAAGAUGUGGCCACACAGUUUUGAGUUUCGCUUGAGAAUUGCUCUUGGUGCUGGUGGAGAUUUGGGUCUCACGUCUCGAAUCAGGAAUACCAACACUGAUGGAAGACCUUUUUCUUAUACAUUUGCAUAUCAUACAUACUUCUCUGUUUCCGACAUAAGUGAAGUACGUGUAGAAGGGCUGGAAACAAUGGACUACCUUGACAACAUGAAGGGAAAGCAGCGUUUCACAGAGCAAGGAGAUGCUAUUGUAUUUGAAUCAGAAGUUGAUAAGGUAUAUCUUGCUGCACCCUCGAAAGUUGCAAUUAUUGAUCAUGAGAUGAGAAGAACAUUCGUCGUGGCAAAAGAAGGACUUCCAGAUGCUGUUGUUUGGAACCCUUGGGAUAAGAAGGCAAAAGCUAUGCAAGAUUUUGGGGAUUCAGAAUACAAGCACAUGCUUUGUGUGGAGCCUGCAGCUGUUGAGAAGCCAAUUACCCUCAAGCCUGGCGAAGAGUGGAAAGGAAGGAUUGGGCUCUCAGCUGUUCCUUCCAGCUACUGUAGUGGGCAGUUAGAUCCAUUAAAGGUCCUUCAUGGUUGAGUUCUCACUUCUGCCUCUUGUACAGAAGCACUUCAUUGCCCUUACUAUUUGAUGCUGGGCUGACUUGGGCAUUGCCUUGAUCUUUCUUCCUUGCUAUUUUCACCAUCCUCUAUAUUUUGCCCUUUUUGUAUCUACAAGUGAGUAGUAGGGCAGUUCUAAAAUAACAGGCAAUGUCAGUUGUUUUUAGCCUAGAGCAGGUCAACUCGUCCGUAAUUGAAUCCAUCAGUCAACAAAUACUUUUUCGUGUGAUUCAGUGGCCAUACUAAGGGAUGUUACUAUGUGGUGCAGUUAUACUGUUAAUCUGCCAUGUAUGGGAAGAACUCGGUUACACUCCAA